Molecule: messenger RNA, 927 nt
Organism: Opisthocomus hoazin
Lineage: Eukaryota; Metazoa; Chordata; Aves; Opisthocomiformes; Opisthocomidae
Source: RefSeq, a predicted model, not a curated record
AUGAACGACAUCCGUGCCAUGAGCAACGCCGGCAACAUCAGCGCCGCCGUGGAACUGUUCCAGCUCGUCGUGUACACCCCCACGCUUACCCUGGGACUGCUCUUCAACGCGAUGGCUCUGUCGUGCCUGUUUUUUAAGGUUAAAAAGCUGACGGAAUCUACAGUCUACAUGACAGCCCUUAUUUUCCUGGAUACUUUGCUGCUGUUUACUCUUCCCUUCAAAAUAAUUUCCUACCACCUUAAGGACGACUGGAACUUGGGGUCUGUGUUUUGCUCCGCUUUGGAGAGUCUUUACUUUGUAAACAUGUACGGCAGCAUCCUCAUCUCCCUCUGCAUCUGCGUAGACCGGUACCUUGCCAUCCAGCACCCCUUCAUGGCUCGCACCCUGCGAUCCCCCACGAAAGCCGCUCUGGUCUGCGCUGUCGUCUGCCUGGGCACCUCAGCAGGGACGGUCUCCACGUUCCAGCUUCACGGGCAGGGCCACGACAUCUCGUCCUGCUUCCACAACUUCUCCGAGAGCACGUGGGAGAACACAGGCCUGUUCAGCGCCUUGGAAACCACCUUCUUCGGCACCAUGGCGGCCAUGACCUUCUGCACCGUCCAGACCAUCCGGUGUUUGAGAAAGCUGCGGCAACCCGACAGCCCCCGAACGCAGGCCAGCAGAGCGGAGAAGAUCGUGCUGACGAACCUGGCAGCGUUUUUGCUCUGCUUCACGCCUUACCACGUGGCGUACCUCCUGUACUUUCUGGUGAAGAACCACAUCAUUCACCCCAGCUUUCAGAAAGUCCUACGAGACACCAUUCAGGUCACCCUUUGCUGGGCAAACCUCAACUGCUGUCUUGACGGGGCGUGUUAUUAUUUCGUUUUAAAGGAGUCCUUGGAAGACCCACUGCAAAACAGUGAACAUGCAGUGACACAAAAGCCUUGA